UGCGCAGGGGAGCAGGGCCAGGCGUCCCUGUGAUGAGCAGCCAGAGCAGCUGGGCUGUGCCUGCCUCCCCACCCUGCCUGCUUGGGACCCCUCUGCCGCAGGACUUCCUCCGGCUCCCUCCCACUUCCUCCCACAUCCAGUGGGGACCAGGAAGGGAGUGGUCAGGCGUGCAGAUCGUGGCAGGACAGCUGGUGGUCAGUGACUAGCAGUUGGGCCAGGUGGCACUGUCCCCGGUCUGGUUCCUGUACAGCCUGCUGAUGAAGCUCUUCCAGCGCUCCCCGGCACCGGCCAUCACCCUCGAGAGCCCGGACAUCAAGUACCCGCUGCGGCUGGUUGACAAGGAGGUGAUCAACCAUGACACCCGGCGCUUCCGCUUCGCUCUGCCCUCACCCCAGCACAUCCUGGGCCUCCCCAUUGGCCAGCACAUCUAUCUCUCGGCUCGAAUUGAUGGCAACUUGGUCAUCCGGCCCUACACGCCUGUCUCCAGCGAUGAUGACAAGGGCUUCGUGGACCUCGUGGUCAAGGUUUACUUCAAGGACGUACACCCCAAGUUUCCUGCCGGAGGGAAGAUGUCCCAGUACCUGGAAAACAUGCAGAUUGGAGACACAAUUGAGUUCCGGGGCCCCAACGGGCUGCUGGUCUACCAGGGCAAAGGGAAGUUCGCUAUCCGUCCCGACAAGAAGUCCAGCCCCAUUGUCAAGACGGUGAAGUCUGUCGGCAUGAUUGCAGGAGGGACCGGCAUCACCCCGAUGCUGCAGGUGAUCCGUGCUAUCAUGAAGGACCCCAACGACCACACCGUGUGCCACCUGCUAUUUGCCAACCAGACUGAGAAGGACAUUCUGCUGCGGCCUGAGCUGGAGGAGCUGAGGACCCAGCACUCCGCCCGCUUCAAGCUCUGGUACACGGUGGACAAAGCCCCUGAAGCCUGGGACUACAGCCAGGGCUUCGUGAACGAGGAGAUGGUCCGGGCCCACCUGCCGCCCCCAGAGGAGGAGCCACUGGUGCUGAUGUGCGGGCCGCCGCCCAUGAUCCAGCUGGCCUGCCUGCCCAACCUGGAGCUCGUGGGCCACGCCAAGGAGCGCUGCUUCGCCUUUUGACGGCUGGCUGCUCCGCCGCCCACCAACCCACCCGCCCGCCCACCCUGCCCUGCCGUCCCCUCUCUCUGUCUAGGUCACACACUGGGCCCCGGGUUCAGCCUGGCCUGCCCGGGCCCUGGUGGUCACCCCCUCUGAGCUGGCCCCUCGGGAGUGGCUGCUGUGUGUGUCCACUGGGCCAUACGAGCUACUUUGAGGUCAGGGUCCUGCCCCUGGCCCCCCACCCCGGCACACACUACAGGCUGAGCUGGCAGCGGCCCAGGAGCCGAGUUAGACGGAAGCACGCACACACAGCCGGGAGCAGCGGGGUCCAGGCUCUGCCGCACCCCUGCCUGGGCGCCUGACACUACACCGAUGGAUAACACCCUCAGCGGCGGGCGGCCCCUUUGGCUGCGGCCCUCCUGCCACCCCAGCUCAGCAGGGGCACCCAGGAGGUGCUGGCCUCAACCACUUUGUCCCAGACAUAGCCUGCCCGUGCGUCGGCCCCGGGUCUGAAGCAUGUCCGGGCCAGCCCUGGGCAGCUGCGAUGUUGCCUUCACACAGCUCUGUUAGCCUCUUGCCUAGUGGCUUUUUCAGUCAUUUAUAAAUGAGCAGAAACGGAAUAAAUAAAACUUUGCUACCGGGAA
Molecule: messenger RNA, 1720 nt
Organism: Ochotona curzoniae (black-lipped pika)
Lineage: Eukaryota; Metazoa; Chordata; Mammalia; Lagomorpha; Ochotonidae
Product: NADH-cytochrome b5 reductase 3
Exons: 9
Coding region: 258-1097 (279 amino acids)
Cellular component (GO): mitochondrion
Molecular function (GO): FAD binding; oxidoreductase activity
Source: RefSeq, a predicted model, not a curated record